This is a messenger RNA of Podarcis raffonei (Aeolian wall lizard), 8710 nucleotides long. RefSeq names its product ankyrin repeat and BTB domain containing 3 (gene ABTB3). The record is from RefSeq and is a predicted model, not a curated record. Gene Ontology annotation, molecular function: protein heterodimerization activity. The transcript has 18 exons. The coding region runs from base 380 to 3832 and encodes 1150 amino acids. NCBI's taxonomy places the organism in Eukaryota, Metazoa, Chordata, Lepidosauria, Squamata, Lacertidae.
GUUCUUUGGUUGGCUUGGGUUUUGCGGGCUAGUGCAGUGCAGGAGUCAGGGAACCGAGGAGGAGACAAGCACCCGAGGCGGCCAGCGCUGCUGCUGCUGCCCUGCUGCUGCCGCCGGGAGUUGGGGAAGAAAGAGACCGAGGGACCUUCGACGCCGCGAUCCUUUGGCCGCGCUCGCUCGCGCGCUCUCUCCCAUGCCUGUGCGCAUCGCGUUUGCGGGUGGCGGCGGCAUUUCUUUAUUUUGAUCGCGAAGGAGCUGCUCUGCGCGCGUGCCAAAGCGAGGGAGCUGCGAAAUAAGUACGAGAGAGAGGAGGAGGAGGGCGCAGGUCUGUUACUUUCUCUUCUCAAAGUUUCCUGCUGGUGCAGUAUGAAGUGCAGCGAUGGCAAGGAGAGGUAAGACGGUGGUGAGGACGCUGGAAGAUCUGACCCUCGACUCGGGUUAUGGUGGUGCGGCAGACUCCGUCCGGUCCUCCAACUUGUCUCUGUGCUGCUCCGAUUCCCCCCACGCGGCUCACCCCUAUGGAGGAAACGGCUGGCAGCAUCUAACUGACUCGAUGCACAGUAGACACAACAGCUUUGACACCGUCAACACUGUCCUGGUGGAAGACUCCGAAGUGCUGGACUGCGCCGAGCAGCACUGCUCCAGGCUGCUGCCUGACCUUGAGGAGGUCCCCUGGAGCCUCGACGAGGUGGAGGCGGUUCUCCUCCUCCUGCAGCGCAAAGAGGCCAGGGGGCCGGUGGGGGUGGGCGCCGCCGCCGCCGCCGCCAGCUCCAGCAGCGUCGCCAGCUCCACCACCACCAUCAGCAGCAGCAGCGGCGGCGGCGGCGGAGCCCCCCCUUCCAAAGAUGCCCUGGCCAGACUCUCCACCUUGGUCAGCCGCGCGCUCGUCCGGCUGGCCCGGGAGGCUCAGCGCCUGAGCCUGCGCUUCGCCAAGUGCACCAGGUACGAGGUGCAGAGCGCCAUGGAGAUCGUCCUGGGCUGGAGCCUGGCUUCCAGCUGCACGGCGGCCGCCCUGGGCGCUCUCUCGCUCUACAACAUGAGCAGCAGCGGCGGCGACCGCUUCAGCCGAGGCAAGUCGACCCGCUGCGGCCUCACCUUCUCGGUGGGCAAGUUCUACCGCUGGAUGGUGGACAGCCGGGUGGCCGUGCGCAUCCACGAGCACGCCGCCAUCUACCUGACCGCCUGCAUGGAGAACCUCUUCCGAGAGAUCUACGCCAGGGUCCUGCAGCUGGGCGCCGGGGCCGCCGCGCCCCACCCCCAGCACCACCUGCACCACCUCCAGGCGCAACAGCACCCAAACAACCCCCCGCAGCUGCCGCCGCCGCCGCCCCCACCGCACCACCACCGGGGCCAGUGCUCGGGCGCUGCCGCCGCCGCCGCCGCCGCUCUGCCUCCUCCGGCUUCUGGAGCCGCUCCUGCCGCCGCUUCGGACAACAAGGACCGAGAGAGCAGCGGCAGCAGCAGCGCCGCCGCCGCCGCCACCAACCACCACCACAGCAACGAAGCGCCAAAGUUUACGCUGGAGUCCCUGGAGCAGACGGUCAACAACGACUCGGAGCUGUGGGGGCUGCUGCAGCCUUACCAGCACCUCAUCUGCGGGAAAAACGCCAGCGGUGUCCCUUGCUUGCCAGAAAGUCUGAAUCUUCACAAAGACCAGCAAAGGUCAAAUAAGCCAGGGGAAGUCCAGAUGUUUAGCCAAUCAGAGUUACGGACCAUCGAGCAAUCUUUGCUUGCAACGCGUGUGGGAAGUAUUGCAGAACUCAGCGAUCUGGUGUCUCGAGCAAUGCAUCACCUGCAGCCGCUCAGUGCGAAGCAACAUAGCAACAGCACCCCCAUGCACCACAAGCAGGGGUCGCUCUACUGGGAACCGGAGGCCUUGUACACGCUCUGUUAUUUUAUGCACUGCCCACAGAUGGAAUGGGAGAACCCGAACGUGGAACCCUCCAAAGUAACGCUACAGACGGAAAGGCCGUUCAUUGUGCUGCCACCUCUGAUGGAAUGGAUCAGAGUAGCUUUGGCUCAUGCAGGGCACCGUCGCAGUUUCUCCCUGGACAGUGAUGAUGUACGGCAAGCGGCCAGGCUGUUGCUACCAGGAGUUGACUGUGAACCUCGGCAGUUAAAAAUCGACGACUGCUUCUGUGCUUCUCGGAAGCUGGAUGCAGUAGCCACAGAAGCCAAAUUCAAGCAGGACCUUGGGUUCCGAAUGUUGACCUGUGGCCGUACAGAUCUGGUCAAACAGGCCAUAUCUUUGUUGGGGCCUGAUGGAAUUAACAGCAUGAGUGAUCAGGGCAUGACUCCACUGAUGUACGCUUGUGUGAGGGGCGAUGAGGCCAUGGUCCAGAUGCUACUGGAUGCUGGAGCAGAUCUAAAUGCAGAGGUUAUCAGUACUCCUCAUAAAUAUCCAUCCGUCCACCCCGAGACCCGCCAUUGGACCGCUCUGACAUUUGCUGUGUUGCAUGGACAUAUUCCUGUAGUUCAGCUGUUGCUGGAUGCAGGAGCCAAAGUAGAAGGUUCUUUGGAACAUGGUGAUGAAAACUAUUCAGAAACUCCCUUGCAACUGGCAGCAGCUGCAGGAAAUUUUGAACUCGUUAGUUUGCUUUUGGAGCGAGGUGCUGACCCCAUGAUUGGAACCAUGUACAGGAAUGGGAUUUCCAUGACUCCUCAAGGUGAUAUGAACUCCUUUAGCCAGGCUGCUGCACAUGGACACAGGACUGAACAUGCGCAGCUAGCAAGAUCUAAGCAUAUAAGGAACGUGUUUCGUAAGCUGCUUGCUCAGCCGGAGAAGGAGAAGAGUGAUAUCCUGUCCCUGGAGGAGAUACUGGCUGAGGGAACUGACUUGGCAGACAGUGCGCCAGCUCCUUUGUGCGCCAGCCGCAACAGCAAAGCCAGACUUAAAGCUCUGAAAGAGGCUAUGUAUCACAGUGCUGAACACGGAUAUGUGGAUGUAACCAUUGACAUCAGGAGCAUAGGUGUCCCAUGGACUCUGCAUACAUGGUUAGAGUCCUUGCGAACUGCCUUUCAGCAACACAGAAGACCACUCAUACAAUGCUUGCUGAAAGAAUUUAAAUCUAUUCAAGAGGAAGAAUACACUGAAGAACUUGUCACCCAAGGGUUGCCUUUGAUGUUUGAGAUCUUGAAGGCAAGCAAGAAUGAAGUGAUUAGUCAACAACUGGCUGUCAUAUUCACUCAUUGCUAUGGACCCUAUCCUAUUCCUAAGCUUGUUGAAAUCAAACGCAAGCAGACAUCUCGUUUAGAUCCUCAUUUUCUUAACAAUAAGGAAAUGUCAGAUGUUACGUUCCUUGUAGAAGGAAGACCCUUUUAUGCGCACAGAGUAUUAUUAUUUACUGCAUCCCCAAGGUUUAAAGCCCUCUUGUCCAGCAAACCUGCAUCUGACAGCACUUGCAUUGAAAUCAGUUAUGUGAAGUAUCCCAUUUUCCAGCUCAUAAUGCAGUAUCUGUACUAUGGAGGUGCAGAGUCACUUCUCAUUAAAAACAAUGAAAUAAUGGAGCUUCUGUCUGCUGCUAAAUUUUUCCAGCUUGAAGCAUUGCAACGACACUGUGAGAUCAUCUGUGCAAAAAGUAUCAACACAGAAAACUGUGUGGAUAUUUAUAAUCAUGCCAAGUUUCUUGGAGUAACAGAACUAGCUUCCUAUUGUGAGGGUUACUUUCUAAAAAACAUGAUGGUCCUCAUAGAAAACGAAGCUUUCAAACAGCUGCUGUACGACAAGAACGGAGACUCGUCUGGCCAAAACGUACUACAAGAUUUACAGAGGACGUUGGCAUCACGAAUCCAGUCGAUUCAUUUGUCGUCUUCAAAAGGCUCCAUUGUAUAAAGUUCAGGAAGAGCCUGAUGUUUCUGACGGGAGGGGAGGGGAAGCACUGCAAAUGAAAAUGUUGCUGGUGCAGUUUCUUAAGAGAAUAUACAACACUAUUUUUUUCCUAUGGGAGUAUUACAUUGCGGUUGUGGGCCAAAGGUGCUGUCACUUGCUUGAAACUUCCUUUGGGCAAAAGGUUAUGGUACAUGUGACUCCUAUGCAUUUUUGGAACUACAAGGAUGUAUUGCUGUUCUGUGAAUUGCUGUUCAGAUUCUGAACGCGGAAGUGCUGUCGUGCAGCUAAUGCCAACUGAAGCUGGGCCAUGCACCCGUACGUAGCAGAAGCCCGUCCUAGACCAAGAAUGCCACGAAACAAUUAUUUGACAAAACCAACACAUCAGGUUGUUUUUGUAACACAGUGUCAUACUUCUUCUUCGUCUUCUUUUUGAGACCUGCACUCUCCCUGCCCCAUAGUCCAUUGUAUUGUGCAUUUGAGAAACAUAAGAUCUGGUAGUAUGGCGAAUUUUUAGUGGUGGGAACUUUUUAAAAUUGUUCAUUUAAAAAUGGGGUGGCCUCUUAGGGUUCCCUCCCACUUUAUUUUCUUAAGCUCCAAAUUUUGUUUUCAACAUAUUUGAGAAUGUAUGUUACAUGUUAAGUUUGGGGUUCAUUUUUUUUUAAUUUUUUUUUUUAUUAUGGUAAGAUGUACACUGUGUGAACAUACAUCUGAAAAGGUUCUGCUCAUACACUUUUCUUUAAAAAGUGGUAUAAUCUUGCCCCAAUGGCUCACGGUUACACCAAAGAGGUGCAUUACCAAGGACUCAGUAGUUGGGGUGGGGGAAAUUGCAUGCUAACUGUGGUUUGGGGUUUAAAACAGCAAUGAAAUUUUAACAUGCAUUUGCAUGGUAACGGUACCUGUGAAAUGUUACGUUUGUGCUUAAUUUUGCCAAGAAAAAGAAAACAAUGCAAUGUUAGUUCUUUGUCAAACUCCAUUUGUGAAAUAUAUUUCAGAGUUUCGUUUUCUGGGGGUUCACAAUUCCCAUGGAGAAUAAUUUUAGAGAAGAUGAUUUGUAGUUAUUAUAUGAGAGCGGUCAAUACUGGGUCAACAAUUCAUGGGAAAUGUUGGUAUUUUGCUACUGGGAAGAGGUUAUGAAGAAGAUGAUUUAUUUUAAUUAUAUAUUAAAUAUGUACUAUAGACUGAUUUCUUGCCGUAUAAUGAGAAUGUGUAGGUUAUGUGCUCAUGGAAGCCUGUAGCAGGCCUCAAGUUGUUUAGCAGCAUAUUUUUAGCAAGACGAACCUAUUAAGUGCCACACAGAUUCCUGACCAUUUAGUUUGCAGGGACCACAGUAAAAGAUCAUUUCCAUCAGAAUGUUUAUCAAGCUACCUUUUCCUUGAUGAAGCUGUGUCAAUUUGCUUGCCCUGCCUCGCCCCACCCUGUUGUGCCCCUGGGAAAAUUAUGUCUGGAAAUUUUCAUAAUGCCAGUUCAAAGUAAAUCCUAGGUCUUUUCUAUAAGGUGCUAAUUCACUUUGACAGAUUUUUUUAAAUGUUCAGGAAUCCAGUUGUUUUUUAUUAUAUUGGACAACAAGAAAAAAAGGGGCUGUUUUGUGGCUCUAAACGUCAAAUCCUCCUUUUUUGUUUUAUACCAUUCCUGCAGCAACACUGCAAAAUUGCCUAAACUACCGGUAAUGUUACAGAGGCACAGCAUGGCAAUUGAAUAAUGGAGUAAUGCUCACCCCGGACCCAUUGUCUGUAAUGGGCAACUUGGCUUACUGUGAAUUUUGCACUGCAGUGCUGACAGGGACAAUAACCUGACCAGUGUGAUUACUGUUCCCUUGGGUGCUUCCUUGCCGUGCUUCCUUGGUCACCGCAAACAGCCGUACACAAGGGAUGGGUUGCUGUAACCUUUCUAUGACAUUUGAAGGGCCUCCUGGGUGUUAACUGCUGAGCUGCCAAAUAGUGAGUGUUGGGGAUCAAUGCAGCAGGGAAAAGACUCUUGAAGGAUGUUUUUCACAAGCAAUACCAAGAGUCAUCAUUUGUGAAUGUUGUUAAUAUGGGGAUAGUAAGCAGGGGUUGUUGGUUGUUAUUUUUUUAAAUUGAAUGCAUGUUCUAUUCAAUGCAACCGGUUGUGCAAUUUUCAAAUGCCAAAAGCAAUUUUAUGCUUUAUGGUAUGUGAUGCAAGGCCACGGCCAAAUUGUGGUUUCUUGUAGGCCAUCAUUCAGCAUUAACUACUUGUGAAAACAACCAGAGGCUAUUGCAACUCACAGACCAGUUCAACUCUAAUAUAAGGGGCAGCCGACCUAGCGGCCUCCAUACACCAGUGGACUACAACUCCCAUCAGCCCUAGUCAGCAUGGCCAAUGGCCAAGGAUGAUGGAACUUGAAGUCUGCUGACAUCUGGAUGGCACCACAUUGGCUACCCCUGACCUAAGGCAUACUUUUGUAGCUGAACUGGGUGGGGGAAUAGAGGAUUAUAUUCAACUAAGUUUUUCCCAUAGCUUUUGAGUUCAUUGGGUCUGCUCUGAGUAGGACUAGCAUUGGGCUACAACCCAAGUUGUAGCCUUGGCUAUUAAUUUAGAAACUAUAUAGCACAAUGGUUUGGAUCUUAAGAUAACAGAAGAAAGUUAUUCCCUCCCAGCUGCCUGCACCCCAUCCUACAUUAUUCAGGAGGUCUCCUCCUUUGCAGAGGGCUGCAGGCAGGAGUGGAAAUAUAGCUCAAAAAGACAGAAGGCCCCCAGCAGGAGAUAUGAAGCGGUGGUCAAAUUGGGGCCCCUUGCAAGUCAAACCUACUCGUUAAGCACCUCAGCCAAGAGACAAGCCAAACAAACAUAUGACUAUAUAAAAAAAAAUGAGGUGUUCUAAAGUUUGCUGUAGUCUGUUUAAUGGUGUGAAUGUAUAUAAAAAUCUUUUGAUUAAAAUACCAUUUAAAAAUAACUGAAAAUUAAUUUUCUAGGUAUUUCAAUUUCAUUCUGUUAAGCUAACAGAAGUAAACGGUUAAAUAUGGAAAACCUGACAGAAGUAAGACGUUAAUACCAGGACCUCAGUAAUAGUUAAGUGGGCUGGGACUGUAGGUAAGCUGGCUGUAAAGGUGAAUGGGAAACCUUCCUUGUGUGGAAUUUCCUUUCUUAGGAUUCCAAGCCAAUGAUGGGGUUGCAAAUGGAAAUGAUGACAAGAAGUGAUCGCUUCCUUGCUACAGCAACGCCUUCUACUUUUGGUUAUCCUUCCAGAUGGUUUAGCUGUGUUCUUCAAAAAGAAGAUUGAAACAGGUCUGCCAUUUCCCUCAAAUGUCUGAGCUUCACAAGGUAUAUCACUGUCAGUGCAUCUUGGAUUAGUGUCAUGGAACCAAUUUAGGUAACCUCCCCUCCUCUCCUCACUCCCCCCCUCCUCACUUCUCCCUCUAAAUAUAAAAUCCCUCCAUAGAUUCCAUCCCUUACAGCAUUCAAGAAAGGGUCUUAAGGAUACAGUAUAUGGUUCCGAGUCGGUGAAGUAUUACAGUGCAAUCCCCAGAGGGCAUCACGUGAGAGUGAGACUGUGAUUUAGCUGAAACCAGAGCACAAGCCUUGCUGGAUCAGGCUAGUGUUCCGUCUAGUCUAGCCUCCUGAUUACCACAGGGGCUAACCAGAUGCUGCCAGGAAGCCUAAAAGUGAGCCAUGAAGGCAGCCAUCCUACCGCAUUGUAUACCCCUGGCACCUGGUGUUUAGAGGUGCACUGUUUCUGAAAGCGCACACCCAUUUAGCUGCCCUAGUUCGUAGACUCUGACAGGCUUAUCCUCCAUGAAUGUGACUCAUUUUUCUAUUUGCUCAAUUACAUAAAUAUCAAGAAAUGAGUAAGCAAUCCAGUCAUCUCCCCGCCCCCAAACAAGCCAUAUAAUCCUAGCUGGGGAUUGUUAUACACUUUUUUAAUUUAAAAUUCUUUUAAAUAAUUAAAGGUUUAUUGGCAUGAACAUGUACAGAAUAAAAAUGAUGGAUAUGGCAAGCAAAAAUAAAUGUAAAAGUAGAAAAUAAAAACACCGAUACAGAGGAGGGGUAAAAAAGAAAUCAAAUCUAACACAAUGAUAUGAAACAUUCUUUGUCUGAAAGAUCAACUGUUGGGAUUCUUGAAAACUUUCUUGAUCAUAUCUAUCCAGGUGGACUGUUUACUGCAUCUUAAUGUUUAUAACCAAGUUUUAUAUCUGAUAUCUAAAUAUUUCUCUGAAUUUCUGACUCACAGUUAAUAUUUCCAACAGACCCUUAUGCCUUUAAGAGCUGUGUAGGAAGUAUAAAUUCAGUGUGUGCAACCUUUACCCUAUGAUAGAGAUACGCAGCUAAGAAAGCCUGCACCUUUUGAAUAUAUCUUAAUUACACAGCUCGUAAAUGUUACCAUUUCAUCAACUUCCAUUUAGCUCUUCAGCAGUGUGAUCCUACACCUGCCUGCUCCAAAGUAAGUCCCACUGAUUUCACUGGGGCUUACUCCCAGGUAGGUGGGUAUAGGAUUGCUGCCUAACUCACCUCCAAAACCCUAAAAAUGACUCUUUUCACUAAUAAGUUGGUAGUUUUUCACUCUCCCCAGUUUUUCCUAAAAUUUCCUUUAGGCCUCUGCAGCCAGCUCCACAAUAAAACAGCUCUCAUCUUCCUUUUCUGUAAUUUAUGUUAAAAUGGUUAGGUAGAGAACUAUCCUUAGGUAUGACUCUUAAAGGGUUAUAUUUUCUCUCAAGAGCCUAAAACAGGGCCUUCCGGGGGAGGGGGUGGAAUCACACAACUUGUUCUGUAUUUCAGAACUUUUCUAUAUCCUUUUAUAAGAGCUAAUUUCCAUAUGUUUUCCAGUAGGAAAAUGAUCAGUUGCCUAAGGAUUAUACUGUGUUAGGCAAAGCCGUAUGGUGAAGUUUAUUACCCAUAGACUUGAAAAACUGAAACAGGAUCAUAGGU